AUGCUGCUGGAAUGUCAGAACAAUGACAAACUGUGCUUCAUACGGGAGAAUCAGGCUGAAGUAAUAGUCAUCCCAGCCCUCUUGGUGGGUGUAUUUGUCAUUCUCUUAAGUGUCAUACUCUGGCUCUAUUGCCGCAACUGGAAGAUAAAGCAGCAGAACAUUUUAGAAUCUAAAGAGAAAGCUGCAGUCCCAGUAUCAGAAAAUGAGAGAGGCCAGGGAAAAGCCAGCACAUCCGAAGACACCUCCAUCCAGCUGGGUGAGAUGACCAUGGAUUGCUUGCUGAGGACAGCAGCCUUAACCCUGAAGGAACUGGAGAUACCACGAGAAAGAAUCUCCCAGGAGUCACUGGAGUUUAUUCAAAAUGGCAGUUUUGGGGGAAUCUACAGAGCACAACUGGACACCCCCAGUCCUGGGAAAACUCAGCUGGUCGUCUUGAAAAUGUUACAAGAAUCUGCCACCUCUCAUGAGAUGAAAGACUUCCUGGAAAGGAUUAAAUUCCAUCAGUUCCUUGGUCCCCAUGAAAACAUAGUCAAGUUAUUAGGGUGUUCUGUAACCCAGACGCCUCUUUACAUGAUAUUGGAGGACGCUUCUAAUGGAAAUCUUCUCAACUUCCUCUGGACCUGCCGCAGGGAUGUCGUGACCAUGGACGGUUUGCCUUUUGACCUUACAGAACGGCAGGUAUAUAAAAUUGGACAACAGAUUGCAUCAGCUCUGGAGUUUCUCCAGCAGAAGAAGCUGUUCCACGGCGACGUGGCAGCCAGGAAUGUCGUCAUCGGCCGUGACUUUACUGCCAAGCUCUGCAAGCUGGGGCUGGCCCACAGAAGCCACACCUGCGGACCCAGCACCGUGACGCGCACGGUCCCUCUCAAGUGGCAGGCGCCCGAGCGGCUCCUGAAGAAGGCGCCCAGCAUCAAAUCAGACAUAUGGUCUUUCGGAAUCUUACUGUAUGAGAUGAUCACAUUAGGAGCACCGCCGUUUCCAGAAGUUCCCCCGUCCGAUAUCGUGCAGCACCUUAACAGGAGGCACAUCAUGAACAGGCCUUCCAGUUGUCAGCCAGCCAUGUACAGCAUCAUGAAGGACUGCUGGUGCUGGACUCCGACAGACCGCUUGCCUCCCACAGAGCUGAUCUGGCGGAUACAAAGAGCGAUUGAGACCAGCAACGAUCAGGCUGUACUUCAGGUUCCUGAGCUGGUGGUCCCGGAACUGUAUGCGAACGUUGCCGGAAUUGACUUGAGAGACCUUGCCAUUGACUACACAGUGUUCUGAAAGACGCCCUUUCACAGGACAGAAAAAAAGUCGGAAAUACAGGGAUCUGGAGUCACCAAAAUGUAGGCCUCGUAACCGAUCCGUGCUUCUUGGCCUGGCCCUUCCUCUUGGAAAGGGAGCGGCGUCUCCUCUUGCUCCGAGACACCAUCGCUAGAGAAGGAACUGAAGAUGGAGUCGUGCCAUUUCAUUUUACCAGUAAAAAAAAAUAAUGAAGGGAAGUGCUACACUAGACUUUAGGAGACAACAAUAGGAUUGCAACCUGGGAAGGGUGUGGUAGAAUCUCACCCUGUACUGCACUCGGGAAGGAAGCAAUAAGGCCAAUAGGGAGACUCCAAAAAAGUAAUUAUUACUAUAUUUAACUUUACUGUUGAAAGA
This is a messenger RNA of Gekko japonicus, 1641 nucleotides long. RefSeq names its product serine/threonine/tyrosine kinase 1 (gene STYK1). The record is from RefSeq and is a predicted model, not a curated record. Bases 1 to 1266 code for a protein of 421 amino acids. Gene Ontology annotation, molecular function: ATP binding; transmembrane receptor protein tyrosine kinase activity. Lineage: Eukaryota; Metazoa; Chordata; Lepidosauria; Squamata; Gekkonidae. Gene Ontology annotation, biological process: protein phosphorylation; positive regulation of kinase activity; multicellular organism development. Gene Ontology annotation, cellular component: signaling receptor complex. The transcript is spliced from 9 exons.